CUAAAACCCCAGACGUCUCAACCAUGGCAUGGUUGGGUCGCCUGCGAGUAGCUGCCGCCUCCGCCACACUGCAGGUAAAGCCGCUUCGCCAAAUGGUUCGUGGGUAUAUAUAUGGAUCGGCAGCGGCGGUGGAGCUUGAUUACGAUGACGACUAUGAUUACUACGAGGACGAGCAGUUUCAGUUGAAGCUUGAAAACCAUUUUUUUUUAAGUGCAAAAGGGAACUAUUAUAAAUGCAAAUUAUCAAGUGAGAUACACAGAGUUUCCUGCCAGAUCGUGGCAAUAAGUUACAUAACAGAUUUGAGGAAAAAAAUCAAAAAUAGAAAGGAGCCGGGGUCCUACAUUGAAGCACCUAACUUGGCCGAAACACCUGCAACCUCGCUGCCUUCUCUGUAAACAUGAGAUAUCUGCACUUCUUCAAAUAGGCUGAGAAGAGAUGUUCAAGAAUCAAAUUCACUCUUGAAA
This is a messenger RNA of Rubroshorea leprosula, 464 nucleotides long. NCBI's taxonomy places the organism in Eukaryota, Viridiplantae, Streptophyta, Magnoliopsida, Malvales, Dipterocarpaceae. The record is from the annotation of a GenBank genome assembly.